Molecule: messenger RNA, 1845 nt
Organism: Sabethes cyaneus
Lineage: Eukaryota; Metazoa; Arthropoda; Insecta; Diptera; Culicidae
Exons: 2
Coding region: 1-1845 (614 amino acids)
Source: RefSeq, a predicted model, not a curated record
AUGUUACUGGCAGCUCUACUGUUCACUCAAACAACUGCCGCGGUUGUUGGUUUGUUGAAUCUAUCACUAACGCCGCUUGAUUGCCGUUCGAAAUCCCCAGUGGAAGUGCUCUGGCAAGCCACCGUAGCCGUCGCCAGUAGUGAAGACUUCAGCGAGCAAGCCUACACCGUAUUCGUCUCGUGGGAAUUCGCCAACGAACGAUCCAGUGGAUUGCUGUCUGACCUGAUCAACCAGGCACUUGGUUCACUGGCCUACAACCGCCGAUUGCCGGUAGAAAUUAUAAAUCGAAUUUCUGUACCCAUGCGAAGGCCUCGUACCCAUAACGUUUUCUUCGUUGACAGCAUGCCGGCCUUCGAGGAAAUUUUCGCCGAUAUGUGUCCCAAACUGUUUAACUUUGCUGGACGAUAUCUGAUCGUGUUGCUGUCCAUGGAAGUUGUUGAUGAGCAGGAAGUUGUGCGAGGAAUUCUGCAACGGAUGUGGCAAAACUAUGCGGUCAACGUGAAUGUACUUUUCGCUAGCCAGAUUAGUCCGGAGCGAGCUAACAUGUACACCUACUUUCCGUAUACUUCUCGGUUUUGUGAGGAAGUUACGAAGCUGGAAAACAUCCAUCGAUGCCCGUUGAAUGUCGCUCUGUAUUCGUACUCAGCUUUCAUGCAACUUAAAGUUAAUUCUCGAGGAGAAAUCACUGCAUUAACCGGCGUGGACGCUCGACUGCUAGCCUAUCUAGCAACAUCACUGAACUUCACCAUCGCACCACGGGAGGUCCCGCAUGGACUACGGUUCGGUUUGAUCUACGACAACGGAACGUCAACUGGUGCUAUGCGAAUGGUCAUAGAGGGUGAAAUGAAUUUCACCCUCGGCUACUUCGGCUACAACUACCUCCGUCAUAAAUACAUGUCGCUAACUCAAAAUUACUACUACUCGGAACUGCUGGUCAUAGUGUCACCCGGAGAAUCCUACACAUCAUUCGAAAAGCUGCUGCUUCCCUACAGCAAUUCGCUAUGGCUAGCUUUCAUUGGAACGAUUACAGCUAGCUUGCUAACAAUCGUCGUCAUCGGAAGGAUGCCUCUGCGAGUGCAGAACUUCGUGUUUGGCCACCGAAACCGUACACCAUCCCUGAAUCUAAUAAACUCCCUUUUCGGUGGAUCUCUGUUUAAGCUACCGGGACGGAACUUCGCUCGGUUUUUCCUAACCCUGUGGAUAAUCUACACCCUGAUCCUACGAACCGUCUACCAGCAGGCACUGUUCAACUUUCUUCAGCAAUCACCGAACCGUUCGUCGCCAAACAGCCUCAAACAGUUGGUGGACAACGAUUAUCCCAUCUUCCUGAUCCCGACGGAGGUUUACGUGUUCGACCACAUGCCGGAACUAAAGCCGCUGCUUCGAAUCAUUCCAGCGGAGAGGAUUCACCACUUCGACGACGCCAUCCGUAAUGGACACCUUCGGGGAGCUCGCAUCUCAAACUACGAGAAGAUUCUGUACGACAACGCUCGACUACCCGACGGGCGUAAGUUCCGCAUCCUCAAGCAGCGACUGUACAACUAUGCGCUCUCCGUAGGGCUACGACUGAAUUCCUGUCUCACGAAACCGUUCGACGAUAAGAUUCUGAAGCUGAACGCCAACGGACUGGUGCAGGCUUGGGUGAAACAUUACGUCGACGAGAAGUAUGCUGCCGUGGUGGAUCUGCCGGGCGCGGCAGAUGAGCGGCGGAGAAAGCUGAACUUGGAGCAGUUGGUGGGCGCAUUUCAGUCGCUGGGUUUUGCCUUGGGUGGCUGCUUUGUGACGUUCCUUGGCGAGCUCGUGUGGGGAUGGUUCGAGAAGAAACGAAAGACGGAAUUUCUGUAG